UUCCUCUCCAGCUAUUCCAUUUUACCACGCAUAGUUGCUGCGGUGAACAGCAUUCCAAUAAUAUCGCAGCCAUGUCGAUGGAUUUGGAUGGACCUGUGCCGAUUGCGGCUAUCCAACAGGAAGAGCAGAUUGCAACCAUUCUUUGCUGCAACUGCGGUGCCCCCAUUGAUGGUACAACUGCAGCCGGUGCACUUUGCCAGGACUGCAUCAAACUUACCGUUGAUAUAUCCCAGGGGAUUCAGAGAGAGGCUACUUUACACACCUGUAAAGACUGCGAACGAUGGCUGCAACCGCCAAACAGCUGGGUCAGUGCAGCUCCUGAAUCGAAGGAGCUUCUGGCCAUAUGCCUGCGCAGACUUCGUGGACUGUCCAAAGUCCGCAUUAUCGAUGCCAGUUUCAUUUGGACAGAGCCACACUCGAGACGAAUUAGGGUCAAAAUCACAAUUCAACAGGAGGCUUUCCAGAACACGAUUGUGCAGCAGACGUUCGAGGUUAUGUAUGUAGUGGCAACACAACAGUGUGUGGAGUGCGCCAAAUCCUACACCAGGAAUACCUGGCAAGCGUCCGUUCAAGUGCGACAGAAGGUGCCGCACAAGCGAACAUUCCUCUACCUCGAACAGCUCAUCCUUAAACAUGGUGCACAUAAAGAUACUGUCAACAUUAAAGAAGCCAAGGAUGGAUUGGACUUUUACUUCGGCCAGAAAAACCAUGCCGAGAAGAUGGUUGAGUUCUUGUCGUCUGUGGCACCGACCAGAGUGAAGAAAGCUCAGGAACUGAUCUCGAUGGAUGUGCACACAUCAACCAAAUCAUACAAGUUCACAUAUUCUGUCGAGCUCAUACCGAUCUGCAAGGACGACUUAGUUGCUCUACCGCUCAAGUUGGCCCGAUCUCUAGGCAACAUCGCUCCGUUGACGCUCUGCUACCGGGUCGGUACAGCGGUCAAUCUCCUCGACCCCAAUACCCUCCAGACGACAGAAGUCCCCACUCCGACGUACUGGCGAUCACCGUUCAAGAACCUCGCAGAUGUCACUGAACUAGUGGAGUUCAUCAUCAUGGAUAUCGAGCCAGUCGGACACACAAAUGGACGAUUCCACCUUGCCGAAGUAACGGUUGCGCGUGCUUCAGAUCUGGGCGCCAACGACACCACGUACUUUGCUCGUACACAUCUCGGAGGAGUCCUUCAUGUUGGUGACUCGGCGCUCGGGUACCACCUGACAGGAGCGAACUUCAACGAUGAGAAUUUCGAAGCCAUCGAAGCGAGCGGUCAGUAUGGCUCCACCAUCCCGGAUGUGAUCCUCGUCAAGAAACACUAUGCGCGCAAGAAGAAGCCCAAGUCCCGCAGCUGGCGCGUCAAGCGUAUGGCGCGAGAAUAUGAGGAGGAGGCAUUGGCAGCUGGCGGCCGCAGGAAAGAAGACCAAGACCGACUCGAACAGGACUUCGAAAUGUUCCUUCGGGAUAUUGAAGAGGACCAGGAACUUCGGAGUACGCUUGCAUUGUAUAAGAACAAGAAUGCCCGGCCCAAGGCGGAUCGCAUGGAGGGCGUUGAAGGAGGCAUGGAUGAGAUGGUCGAGGAUAGUGAGAGCGACGAUGGGGUCCCCAAGAUCAAUAUGGACGAGCUACUUGAUGACUUCGAUGAGCUGAACAUGAACGAUGAAUGAGUUCGUUCGUGUUUAUAGAUAAUAUUGAUGACAUUGGGUAUGGCGUUCGUGGUUGAUAGUUUUGUGAAAUCCUAGAUAUCAGCGGAAUUCCAAAAGUUUCUGAUGCAUAAAACAUGCGUACUAUGUAGAGAUUGCAUUUUUUUGACUAUCUCCAUGCAUGAAAUGAACAUCGCUAAAAGAACGGUCAAACACGAAAAUCUAGAAAAUCUUCCCCAACACCCUCUUCGUAUCUUCAGCAAGCUGAACAUUCCCAUCACCCCCCUUAACUUCAUUCUGCCUGAACAACCUCCUAACCUGAGCAUCCCCUUGUCUCUCUUCAGUUCCAGCUCCAGCUCCAUCAUCAUCCUUAUCCUUCCUCCUCUUUUCCGCCUUCUUCCUCUGAAUCCCAUCAAGAACCUUCCCUUUCUCAACACCAGCAAGGAACACCUUCUCCUCCUUCCUCGCCCUUGAAUCCUCAACCCUCCUCCUCGCUUCCCGUUCCGACCUCUCCCUCUGCACUUGUUCCAUGAGGUCAUCCCACUUGAACCCGCGAAGAUACUUCAUAUUCCACAGAUCAUCAUGAUACCACCCACCCUUUUUCCCACCGACGAUCGACGCAUUCAGCGUCUCCGCGCAGAUCUUUGCUGUCUUCUUCGAUGCAAAUUCAACCCAUCCGUCCGUGUAGGUUUUGCGCUUGUUCGAUCUCCGUCUUGUGCUGUCCGUUGCGGUAGGGAUGGCAGGUGUUAGGAAGACCCUGGUGAUAGGGGCGAAACCGCGGGCUUCGAGCAUCGAUUUUAGGGCGCUUGGACGUAGGUAUGGUGGGAGGGUUGAGAGGUAGAUUACGCCUGUUUUGUUCUUGGUGGGUUUGAUGUCUUUAUUCUUCUUUUUCUUCUUCUUGUCUUGCUCCGGUUUGGAAUCUGGUGUUGUUGUUGUGGUGGUGUCUUGCUGUUCUGGCGUUGAGUCGGUUUCCUUCUUAUUCGUCUUGUUGGGUUCUGUAAUGCCAUUGUCUUCUUUUUCUUCUUCUUCUUCUUCUUCGCCAGACAUGAACUCAUCCGUCAUGGCCAUCCGCCUCCGUUUCAGAGAUCGUCCCUUGCUCUCCUCCGCGGCGUCGGAGUCGUAGCCGCUGCCCUCGUUUCCUUCGUCAUCGCUGGACGGGAUGUCUAGAAAUUCGUUCCUCUUUCGGAUUGUCAUUAUUGGGAUCUGAUUGAUCAGUAGAUAGAAAAUUUAAUUAUGAACGUCGCG
This is a messenger RNA of Monascus purpureus, 2879 nucleotides long. NCBI's taxonomy places the organism in Eukaryota, Fungi, Ascomycota, Eurotiomycetes, Eurotiales, Aspergillaceae. The record is from the annotation of a GenBank genome assembly.